This is a messenger RNA of Lodderomyces theae, 606 nucleotides long. RefSeq lists its product as uncharacterized. Lineage: Eukaryota; Fungi; Ascomycota; Pichiomycetes; Serinales; Debaryomycetaceae. Bases 1 to 606 code for a protein of 201 amino acids. The record is from RefSeq and is a predicted model, not a curated record. Gene Ontology annotation, molecular function: FMN binding; NAD(P)H dehydrogenase (quinone) activity. The transcript has a single exon.
AUGUCAAAGCCCAGAGUCGCUAUUAUCAUCUAUUCUUUGUAUCACCACAUCUCCACUUUAGCUGAAUCCGCCAAGGUUGGGGUGGAAUCAGCAGGCGCCAAAGCUGAUUUAUUUCAAGUUAAAGAAACCUUAUCUCCCGAGAUUUUGAAGUUGGUUCAUGCUAAACCAAAAUUGGACUUACCUAUUGCUGACAAUAGUACCUUGACUGAGUACGACGCUUUUUUGUUGGGAGUUCCAACAAGGUACGGCAACAUGCCAGCUCAAUGGAAGCUGUUUUGGGAUGGUACAGGCUCAUUGUGGGCAUCAGCCGCAUUGAGAGGUAAGCAUGCUGGAGUAUUUGUGAGUACUGGAACACCUGGAGGAGGACAGGAAACGACCGUGAUCAACACAUUGAGCACUUUAGCUCAUCACGGAAUCAUAUAUGUUCCAUUUGGCUAUGGAUUCAAGGGCCAAACAAGUUUGGACGAGGUGCAUGGUGGUUCCCCAUGGGGUGCUGGUACAUUUGCAGGUGGUGAUGGUCUGAGACAAGUCACCCAAUUGGAAAAAGACUUUGCCAAGCAACAAGGGCACGAUUUUGUAGAGAUGAUCAGCAAGUGGAAGCAGUGA